This is a messenger RNA of Sinocyclocheilus rhinocerous, 2048 nucleotides long. RefSeq names its product FACT complex subunit SSRP1-like. The record is from RefSeq and is a predicted model, not a curated record. Gene Ontology annotation, cellular component: nucleus; FACT complex. Gene Ontology annotation, molecular function: DNA binding; nucleosome binding; histone binding. NCBI's taxonomy places the organism in Eukaryota, Metazoa, Chordata, Actinopteri, Cypriniformes, Cyprinidae. Gene Ontology annotation, biological process: regulation of chromatin organization. The transcript is spliced from 15 exons. Bases 160 to 1647 code for a protein of 495 amino acids.
ACCCUUCAACACUUCUUCCGGUUCCGGAGGCUUGACGCGGGAAACCGGCGAGUAGAAGAAGAGCUCGAUCAUCGAAGUUAUCUCUGUGUUUACAUCAAAUAUCCUCACCUCCGGGAAACACGACUAUUGUUAUUUAUAAAGUCGCUGUUCACCCAAAAGAUGGGAGACACUCUGGAGUUUAAUAACAUUCACACUGAGGUGAAGGGAUCUUGGGUAGGGUCUCUGCUGUCGUUUGAUGUGAGCGACAGUCCCGUCUUCGAGAUCCCGCUGUCCGGCGUAUCCCAGUGUGCAACGGGGAAGAACGAGGUGACGGUGGAGUUUCAUCAGAAUGACGACGCGGAGGUGUCUCUCAUGGAGGUCCGCUUCUAUGUCCCGCCCAACACCGGAGACGACGGCUCGGACCCUGUGGAGGCGUUCGCUCAGAAUGUUCUGUCGAAGGCAGACGUCAUCCAGGCUACUGGAGACGCUGUGUGCGUCUUUAAAGAGCUUCAGUGCCUUACACCGAGAGGAAGGUAUGACAUCCGUAUCUACCCAACCUUCCUGCACCUGCACGGGAAGACGUUUGACUAUAAGAUCCCCUACACCACCGUCCUGCGGCUCUUCCUGCUGCCGCACAAGGACCAGAGGCAGAUGUUCUUUGUGAUCAGUCUCGACCCGCCCAUUAAACAGGGUCAGACGCGCUAUCAUUUCCUCAUCCUCCUCUUCUCCAAAGAUGAAGAGCUCAGUCUUGCUCUGAACAUGAGCGAGGACGAGGUGGAGAAGCGUUAUGAAGGCAAGCUCAGUAAGAACAUGUCCGGGCCGCUCUAUGAGAUCGUCAGCAGGGUCAUGAAGGCUCUGGUCAACAGGAAGAUCACGGUGCCCGGAAACUUCCAGGGUCGUGUUCAUGGCAUGAAAGGUGCAGACGGCUACAGCGACUCUGAUGAAGACCAGCAUGACGCUUACCUGGAGAGAAUGAAAGAAGAGGGCAAGAUCAGAGAGGAGGGAGACGGCAGCGACGAAUCCGAGGGCGAUAGCGACGAGUCUUUCAACCCUGGAGAAGAGGAUGACGACGUCCCAGAAGAGUAUGACAGUAACGCUUCGGAGAGCGACAGUGAGGCAGACGAUGGAGACAGCGAGGAAGAAAGCAAGAAGAAAAAACCUGAAAAGAAGCCCAAGAAAGUGGUGAAGGAGAAGAAAGAGAGGAAACCACGGAAAGAGAAGAAGGUGAAGGACCCCGGGGCUCCGAAGAGGCCGAUGAGCGCUUACAUGCUGUGGCUGAACGCCAGCCGAGAGCGAAUCAAGAGUGAGAAUCCUGGGAUAUCAGUCACUGAAAUCUCCAAGAAGGCUGGAGAAAUGUGGAAACAGCUGAGCAAAGACCGCAAAGAGAAUAUUUUGUUGUCCCUGCUUUUUGUUGACACAGUCAUUGCUUGUGCUUUCAGAGAAAAGAAGAAGAAAGGAGGGAAGGUGGAAGCUAAGAAGAAGAGUGGAGGAGAAAAGGAGACAAAGGAAGGUGGAAACGAGAGCUUUAAGAGUAAAGAGUUCAUCUCCAGCGAGGAGAGCUCGUCUGAAUCUGAUCACGACAGAGGCAGCAAACGCAAGGCUUCUGAUGAUGAUGAAGAAGCCGCCUCUACACCCGCCAGCUCAGAGGAAGAGUCGGGAUCUGACUGAAGAGCACUGACAGCACAGAGACAUUUCCACAUCUCAGGUUUCACAGUCAAUAGCUGAUGCUUACUCGGACCAAGACUUUCUACUUCACAUUUCUACACCUAUUUUUCCAUUCAGACUGAGAACCUGGAAAUAGACGGGUAACAUUUUCCCCUCCUUUGAGAGCGUCAUCAGUAAAGCUCUCAGAUUUUAUUUUUUUCAGUAGACAGACAUAAUUCAGGGAAGUGUGGAUAAGAUCUACUUGUAGAUGGUUUUGCCCUCUUUUUAUUUUCUAUUUUUUGCCUUUUUCUCUAAAAUGGUAAGACUGCACUUCAGUAAAUGUUUUGGUUAUUUCGAUAACAUGUUUUGUACUUCAAGCUAUCAAAAUGUUCAUCACUGUUUUGCAAUAAAAGUUCAGUGAGUGA